Molecule: messenger RNA, 399 nt
Organism: Cylicocyclus nassatus
Lineage: Eukaryota; Metazoa; Nematoda; Chromadorea; Rhabditida; Strongylidae
Source: the annotation of a GenBank genome assembly
AUGCCAUCGCAACUGACAGCUUUCCUACUCAUAUCAAACUUUGCUUUUACCGCUACGAUAAAAUGCCCAGGAACUCCUGUAGAUCAGGACAGAGAAGAUUUGAAAAGAAAUGUAGAAAUCUGCUUGGAAGCAUUCGCUCCAGCAUACGGACUAAAUUACAGCUGCCAGCUAGAGGAAGCGUUCUACACCGGAAAUUUUAGCGGAUUCAAAAAUAUUUCGACUAAGGAAGAUCCCUUUGAUGAUUUGGAUGUUCUCCGAGAAGUUGCUAGACGAAUGUGCCAAUUCAUUGAAUUUAUGGUAGAAGUAAGUUUCACUGUAUUUAACUUGAUUAUUGAUGACCAUUUCGUUUUGGAAGGCGAAUCAUUAAAUCAUUCAAUCAGCAAUGACAAAAGCGAGUGA